ACCUGCGUAGUUGAAGCACAAGGAAGCCGGGAACGAGAAACGGUUCCGUCUUCCGCCAUCUUUCAUUGAAGAGUUAGGUUGAGUGUUUACGCGCUUGUAGCCUGGUGUGGGAAAUACGUGACUUAUAGCACUUCUGAAGAUUCACAUCUUCGACCUUCGGCAAGACGAUUCAUUCCUGCUGUUACUUUACAACGGAGUAAGUUGGCAUGAAGCGCGAAGCAGACGGUGACAUGGGUUCCCCACAAAAGAGGUCCCGCGGUGGGGACGAUACAGAAGUGCGACUCCUGAUCCCCAGCAAGGCUGCGGGAUCCAUAAUUGGAAAAGGUGGUCACAAUAUUACCAAGCUAAGGACUGAGUACAAAGCCUCAAUUACAGUCCCUGAUUGCCCUGGGCCAGAACGCAUUUUGACGGUUUACUCAGAUUUGGACACAGUACUAAAUGUGGUUAAUGAAGUUAUCCCAAAUAUUGAUGAUGCAUCAUCCCGUCAGGGAUCACGCAAUGAUGAUGUGGACUUGCGCUUGUUAGUUCAUCAGAGCCAAGCAGGUUGCAUAAUUGGCAAGUCUGGAUUCAAGAUAAAGGAACUCCGGGAGAAAACUGGUGCAAGGAUAAAGAUUUUCUCAAACUGCUGCCCUCAAAGUACUGACAGAGUAUGUCAGAUAUCAGGAAGACCAAGCACAUGCAUAGAUUCAAUUCGUGAAAUAAUGGAACUAUUGAAAUCUUCUCCAAUAAAAGGGUUGAACAAUCCAUACGAUCCACAUAAUUACGAUGACUACUACGCCCAAGAAUAUGGUGGUUUUGGUGACCAAGAAACAAAGGGCGGUCGUGGCAUGCCGGGUGGUAUGCGUGGAGGCAUUGGUGGACCACCCCCAAUUGGUGGCCGUGGAAGAUUUCCAUUAGGUGGUGGAGGUGGUGGUGGUAGCAUGGGUCCUGGACCACGUGUUGGUCCACGCGGAGGAAUGGGAUUAUCUGGCCCACCAGGAGGUAUGGGAGGACCACCACCUCGAGGUGGUGUUGGUGCAUUUGGUGGUGGCCCUGGUCGCCCUGGCUUUGGAGGUGCUAGAGGUGCAGCAAAUGGAAUGAUGAACAGUAAUGCUCUUGGACUUGGUGGAGGUGGAAAUCUCAUGGCUGGAGGAGCUAAAAGCUCAACUCAAGUGACCAUUCCAAAAGAAUUGGCAGGUGCAAUUAUAGGGAAAGGUGGUGCCAGAAUUCGUAAGAUACGAUCUGACUCAGGAGCUGGAAUAACCAUUGAUGAGCCACUUGCAGGAUCAAAUGACAGAAUUAUCACUAUAACUGGCACACCUAACCAAAUACAGAUGGCUCAGUAUCUUCUGCAACAGAGCUGCCAGACUGGGCCAGGAUCAGGAAAUUACUAAAUGACGAAUACUAUCUACUACUAAAUGAAAAGUGUCCAAAUUUCUGAAUAUUUUUGAAGAAGUUAUUGGCUGAUGGUUAAACUGUGAUGCUUUCGUCAGGUCAACAAGUCAUCUGUGAUGAUUUAAUAAAGGAGCGUAUUGGACUGUGUUGGUUCUUUGUUACUUUGAAGAUAGUUUUUUUUUAGUGUAGCUUUUAGUUCAAAUGCAGUUUUUUAAAUGUGGUAUGAAGAUUUUAGUUAGUAAUAUGUGAGCUGAUGAUGCAGAAGAGAACAAGAGUGGUACCUCGACUUUUGUACCUGCAUACAGUUUACAUUACAUCACUCUUAAGAUAUGUGACAGAAGUAAUUGUAGUUACAACUGAAUUUAUCAUAGCACAUCUGAUCCCACAAAAAGAAAUCAGUAAUGGAGGAUUCCAAAGUGCAUAUUUGUCUGUUACCCAUCUUUAGAAAUUGUAGUGUCCACAUCAUUGCAAACAUAAAUUAGUGUUAUUUACAUAGUGCAUAAGAUACAACUGUAAUUGCAUUUGCAAGUCAUAAGUUGACAGUGACUAUUAUACAUCUUUGUGUGAAAUUUGAUCGUACUAAACAAUGUUGCCAGUAGAAUUCAGUUUCAGGGAUUAUAUAUAAAUAUAUAUAUAUCAGUACAAAUCACUGUUUAACUAUAAAACCCAUACAGCAUUCAUAAGUCCCAUUUAUCAGUAAAGUGUGUAUUAACUAUUAGAUUUUUGUAAUGUAAUGAUUCCAUUGAACCAAAUGUAUUUAGUUUGUAGGCUUUUUUAUGUAUGACCCUUUAAGCUGACACUGGAAACUGAAAAACGCACAAUUGUACGUGUAAUUGGGGCUAAGAAAUAAAAAAGUGACUUAAACUGUUGCAAUACAAUAAAUUCAAUGUAAAAUUAA
Messenger RNA from Schistocerca nitens (vagrant locust), 2272 nucleotides. RefSeq names its product heterogeneous nuclear ribonucleoprotein K (gene HnRNP-K). NCBI's taxonomy places the organism in Eukaryota, Metazoa, Arthropoda, Insecta, Orthoptera, Acrididae. Bases 207 to 1373 code for a protein of 388 amino acids. Gene Ontology annotation, molecular function: mRNA binding. The record is from RefSeq and is a predicted model, not a curated record. Gene Ontology annotation, biological process: regulation of mRNA splicing, via spliceosome; regulation of transcription by RNA polymerase II. The transcript has 14 exons. Gene Ontology annotation, cellular component: nucleus; cytoplasm.